CCCCUCCCGCGCAUGCGCAGUUGCCGCCAUGGCGCCGCUCCGAGUCCAUGUCCUUUACUGCGGAGCCUGAGGCUACAAACCCAAGUUUGUGAAACUGAAGCAGGAACUGGAGCGGCGCUUCCCGGGAGCCCUGGACGUGAGCGGCCAGGGCACCCCGGAGGUGACGGGAUGGUUUGAGGUGACCGUGGGGGGACGCCUGGUCCACUCCAAAAAGAACGGCGAUGGCUUCGUGGACAGCGACCCCAAACUGCUCAAGAUCGUGGCCGCCAUUGAGUCCUGCCUGGCCUAGGCCCCGCUAGGGGGGCUCCGUCGCGACAUGUCGCGAUAUAGCGCGAGAUAGCAGCAGAUGUCACGAUAUAUCGGGAGGUAUCGGGAAAUAUCAGUGAAUAUCGUGAUAUAGUGCAGAUAUCAGCGGAUAUAUCGCGAUAUAUUGGGAAAUGCCCAUGAAUAUCGCGAUAUAGUGCUGGAUAUCGGCGGAUAUAUCAGGAAAUAUCGGGAGAUAGCAAAAGAUAUCACCAGAUAUUGUGAUAUAUCAGGAGAUACUUGGAGCUAUCAGGAGAUAUCGCUGGAUAUCACGAUAUAGCAGGAGAUAUCGCUGGAUAUCAUGAUAUAUUGGGAGAUAUCUGGAGAUAUCAGGAGAUAUCACGAUAUAUUGGGAGAUAUCAGGAGAUAUCGCUGGAUAUCAUGAUAU
Agelaius phoeniceus (red-winged blackbird) is the source of this 691-nucleotide messenger RNA. It is a transcript of the gene SELENOW, whose product is annotated as selenoprotein W. Gene Ontology annotation, cellular component: cytosol. NCBI's taxonomy places the organism in Eukaryota, Metazoa, Chordata, Aves, Passeriformes, Icteridae. The record is from RefSeq and is a predicted model, not a curated record.